AUGAUCCUUUGCCACCGAGAGAUUGCAUCGAUGAGAUAAGAUAAGUUCAAUCUUGUGAAACUCAAUUUUGAGGAUGGCAACUUUGCCACUUUUGUUUGAGCUUUCUAACUGCUAGCUUCAAUUUUUACUUCUCGAUCAUUCAUGGUUUUAGUUGGUCUCGGUAAUAGUGAUUGAAAGGAGUACAUUUCAGAAGUUUUGUACGAGGAAGUAACGCGGUGCUGCCGAACAAGGCGUAUAAACUGUUAUUGGACACAAGUGGAACAAUGCAGAUCAGCAAAUCCUUUGACAUCUAUUAGUUGCAAAACUCAAGAUGGCCGUCAAGUGUAAACCUAUAGGAUUCAAGGGAAAAGCGGGUUUCGAACUUAAUCGUCACCGCAUAGAAAUCGACAUUAAAGAAAAAGAUACCGACGCUCUACGCGAAUGUUUAGAGAAGCAAUGCGCCGGAUUGACGUCAAACCACAAGAUCGGCGGCUUGACAACCGAAGAGUCACUCGUUCUGAGUCUCCUCCAACAUUAUUCUUCAUGUUAUUGGCUCAAAAGCCUAGACUAUGCAUCGCUAGCCGUUAUGAAAGGCUUCGAAUGGCUUGACGAAUCGACGUGGAACAAGUUUCGAGCCACAAUCGAUUGUCAUCAACAGUCAAAAUCCAUUACCAUCCAGGAGGUCGUCAAGGUGUUGAAGAAAUUUCAGCUCUUUUGGGCUCAGCAGCACCCCGACAGUUACGAAUCCGAAAUCAUCUGCUACGGUUUUUACGAGUCUUCGUUAAAUUUGAGUCGUCAAACCUUUUAUGUACCGGAAAAUCCUGCAACAUCAUCAUCGCCUCAUCCAACACAUUACUUAUGGUACGACAAAAAUGAGAAAUGUUUCGACGCCAUAACUUGUCUGUCAAACUUUUAUCAAGACACGGCUUCCUAUUGGGAUUUUCUGAUGCUGCGUGCCGAAAUUUGUCUCGACCAUUUCUUCGAACGCGAAUUUGUCGAUUCAUCCGACGACGAACAAUCCCGAUCCUUGCAAUUGAACGAUGAAGUCAAAUCGCUUGGGAUAACGUUUGAUUCUUUUAAGCGACAGUAUACAAGAUGGAAAAUGGGUGACGAAUUCGACCACUUGGUUUUAGACAUGGACCAUUGCAUCCAAUGGCCGGACGAUGAUUCCAAGGAUUCCGCCUCGGCGUGGUGUGAGCAACUUUGGCAAGUCACGGCACGUUGUUGGGCCCGUCAAACGGAGCAGGCCAUUAUCGACAGAAGGAGGAAAAUUGAGAUGAAUCGGCGAGAAACUAACAGCAAAACAAACAAAAUUCAAGAGAACAUUGAACGCUUGCUGCAUGCGGACAUUGGCAAAGGUCGUAAAGCCAAAAAAGAAACAGAUGGGGAAUUAGCUUUGAGUCAAUUGCUGCAAGAUUUGUAUAAUCCCGGCUUUGUUCCCGACUACAACUUGGCCUGCGAACGCAAAAAUCACGACAUCUACAAAGAAAAAAUUGCUUCCCAAUUAGCCCUCAAGGUUUUCGCUCUAUUACAUCCUCCAUCGUCUGCUAAUAAAGAGAAGCGGGCCGCAUUAGAGAAAUACGUGAAAAACCAGUCGAAUAAGAAUAAAGUGCUGAAAGAAUUGCACUCGGCUUUGAAUAACUUUGUAGGUCGAGAAAUCAGCGAUGGAAUUACACGCAAUCAUAUUUUAACCAUUCAAGGAGAAGCGAGUAUCGUACUGAAGAAAAUUGCAUCGUCAGUACAACUCGACGGACUCCAAAAAAUUGUCAUCAACGCGCAACGAGUCAUCUACGUGGAUUGCGACUGGAAAGUGCCCGGCAUCAGCGUGACCCUGUCGGCUCCGCUUAUCCGCAUCCUCUGUUCAUCCGGCGUGGAGAAGCAUACCAUAACAACGUCGGGUUGUGAUGGCAAAGAGCACAAGAGUCUAAAAGCAGCCGACGGAAAUGGAGCGGGCGCGAGCGGAAGCCAUGGACUAGCAGGUCAAGAUGGUGAGGAUGCCGGAAACGUCAAGAUUGACUGUCAAAGUUUCAUCGGUCGUUUGAAAAUUGUGGCUCACGGUGGAAAAGGAGCUGACGGCCAGAACGGCGGCGACGGCCAACCCGGCCAUAAAGGAUCUGACGGAGCUGACGGAAUAUUCCCCAGUGAGCAAGCAGAAGGAUCUACUUGGCAUUUUUUCGGCACCAGAUUGUACGAAAGCGAAGGCUGGCCCGGAUCACGGGGUGGAGAUGGUGGAUCGGGAGGCAACUGCGGCAAGGGCGGACGAGGCGGACGAGGUGGACAACUGUAUUUUGUAUCAUCACAUCAUGAUCGACCCACCGAUUUAUCUCAAUUCAUCGAACGAGACUGUGCCGACGGGCAGGAUGGCAAGGACGGCCAACCGGGUCGUGGUGCUCCGGGAGGAACGGGCGGCAAAGAUGGACAGGACGCGUUUUUGUAUUUCAAGCCAGACAAUUCAUGGUCAUUGAAGGGGCAGUGGCGACGUCACAAGGGUUCCCGAACCGAUUUGGAAAAGGUCUGUCUUUUGAAUUUGAAUAUAAUAAUGCUGGGAUACAAGAUUCGUGAAGAGAAUUUUCCAAUGAGGUAUGAAGCUGCGGAAGGCAAACGCGGAAACGAAGGCAAAAUCCCCGUGGCUGAUCAUCUGCAACAGAGAGAUCGCUCUUCCAAUGCAACUGCUGAUGUUGUCGCUUCGCAACUUGAUAAUUUUCAUCAAUCAGGAAGCGACGAACGAGAACGGCAUUUGGAGGCGACACGUCGCGAUGAAUGGGCGGAAACUGAUGCGGAAUCCAUCAACCGAAUAAUCGAAGAGCGGAAAACCAUUUCACGUCACAAAGAAACGCUGGAAGUACUGAACCAACAACUCAAGCGGCUGGACGAAAUCGGUCUGCGCGUCCGAUCGAAAAUUCAAGAAACAUUAGAGCAACGCAUCACUCAGCAAGCUGUUGUCAGCCAAAGGAUAACGAGACAACAGAAAUUGAACGAUGAUCUCGUCGGUCUUGGUGCUUCCGGCAGUGUCACAACGGAUCCUGGGAGAGAUAUUCGAUCCGCUCAUCCGGUUUCAGAUCAACCAACAGCGGCAAUUCAAUGCUUGGCUAAACUCAAUGCUUGGAUCAGCUCCCUUAUGAUGAGCAAAGACGACAACAACAAGAAUGUGCUACCAAUUCUUCGGACAGUCCAAUCGCUCGUCCUCAACUUGAGUCUCGAUGACCACGAAAAAGAAUGGAAUUCCAUUGAGAAAAUUUUCAACGAAAUGUCGAGCGAUCCGCUAAAAUUGGCCGAUUCUCUGAAAUUUAUCGGAUCGAAUCUUCGGUUGAUUAUAUCACUUGCUGACCAGUCGCCGGCGACGGAUUUGAUAAAAAAUCUCGAGGAAUAUCUGGCAUCGACUGGCCGCGACCGAGAAGCUGCAACGAAGAACACCAUUUGUGUAUUGCACGAAUUCUACCAGCACCCUAUCAAAUUUGAAGAUGUCAUUAAUUUGCUUACACGCCCUUCUGACUCUGACUGGACCCAGCAGAGUGACAUUCGAUUGGGCCUCUUUUUCGACAAAUGGCUACUUUCCGUCAUAUCGAAAACAAUUUUAGAAGUUUAUGAUGAUGAAGAACUCGGUACAUCAAGGGCCAGUCUCUUCGCUGAAGUUUGGCUGCAAUGCUCACCGCUGUCGAAGUGGACCAGGUCUGCUCCUUCAUCGGAUGAUGUAAAUGAAUGGUUGAAGGGAGUUUAUUUUUUCUUGAACCAAUUUCAAUGUUCAAUUUCGAGUCGUGACAAGAAAAACAAUAUCUUGCUACAAUUUGCUCGAGAUCGGCUGGGAAUAAUCCGGAACGUGUCUGAGAUUAACGUCGAAAAGCGAUGGAAAUUAUUUUUUGUCGUGGAUCAUUUUCAACCGAAAGUCGACGAGAUGGACGCGAUCGGCCAGUGGGCUCGCAAAAAUAGCGAUCAGCAAAUGAUGGCGUAUGUCGAAAGAGCGUUCAACGAGAGAUUCAUAGCACCACUUUGGUCACAAAUCCAGUCGCUCAUUGAAAAUCUGAAUUGGACCAAAGACCCCAAAAGUGGGAAAAUUGACGACGAUGUUGAAAAAGCCAUCCGUCGACUCAAGACGGCAAGCGUAUCGUCGUUUACCAGUUUUUCUUUCGGCCAACGAUUGGAUUUGAGCCGUGCUGUGAAGGAAAAACUCGAAAUUUUUGAAAGGAAUCAGGGUUCUGAUGUGGAAAAAAGGAAAUUUUUGGAUUGGAUCAAAGAAAACUCGGAAAAAGCUGAAGCGUCAACGGCCGAGUUAUUCGUAUCAAGUCAAAGUGAUUGUGACGACCAAGCGGAAAUUAUUUUGUCCUUGCUUGCCGAUUCAAAGAAAUUUGAAAAGAAGAAAGUGAUGCUGGAAUUGCACUUCCGUCUGAGUUAUCUUACUGACGCGUCGUUCGAACCGAGACAAAUCGUGAAAAUCGCUGAUAUUUUGCUCAACGAGUCGUCCGAUCACCCAGUCACCGACGAAUUCAACAAUUACCAUUGGCAGUGCUUCCGGUCGAUCUUCCUUGAAAAUUGGAGCAACUAUUUCUUCUCGCAUUGGAGUAAGUGCCAUCAACAGACGGAACGUUUUCGUGACAGGGUCGCCGACAGAAAUCCCGAAGACGACGAUCGAAGCUUAAACUCUUUGGAGUUGGCCCUUGAACGAUAUUUGCUUUUCACAACGGGUCUGCCACCGCUGGAUGCCGUCGAAAAAUGGCGUCAACUCCAAGAACUGUCUUCGCUUAAGAAACGCACCGAAUUCAUUGCAAAAGAUCUCAAAGGAGCCAUCCAAGAAAUAGAAUCGACAAUUAUUACUCCAAGAAUCAACCAACUCUAUUCGAAUACAUUUUUGAACAUCACAAAUAAAGAAAUGAACGCCAACACAAACAUCGUCACUUUGACAGAUAUUUUGUUUGAAAUUAUUUCGAGAACGACAAAGUCGUUUUUUGAUGAUGCCGAAUCGGUUCGAUCGCUACUGGACGUGAUCAAAGCAGUUCAAUGGAUAAUGGACCUGACAAAUGACGACUUGAACCAGAAAAAGGCCAGUAAUAGCGGGGUGGUAUCGUCAACUAAAAUCAGAGAAUGGAAAAAGGAAAUGGUCCGAUGGAAAGUCAUUGAUGGGGAGGCGGAAUCUAUGGUACACUUUGCCGUCGAAGAAUUAGUCGAAACCGCCGAAUGGAAGUUUUCAAAUGGGGACGACUGCAGCAGGAAAAUCUACGACCGCCUUGCUGCACGUCGUCGACACAUGUUGCACACGUUCGAUCAAGAGCUUUCCUGGUUGCAAACGUUUGUGGGUUAUUUGGCCGAUUCUCGGUCGGGUAUCGACAUGUUUAAAGUUAUUGAAGCAACGAUUGCCUCCAGCCAGUUUCUCAACUGGAACAAACUGAAAAGCGGGAAAACCUCACGUGUCCAAGUAGUAACUAACAUUUCGACGGCAUGUAAUUUCAUUCCAAAACCCGAUAAAAUCAGCUGGAACUCAUAUUUUGGCGCCCUUUUAAACCUGAAAAUCAGUGAGAAACUAAUUUGGUUGAUUACGACGUUGGCCAAUUUCGUCGGAGGACAACUGAGCAACGACCGGAAACGAGCUACUUGGACUGAAGUGAAAUGUUGGUUCGAUGGACUUGAAUCCCUGAUUAGUGACACGAAGAAGAUGAAUGGCACAUCUCCUGCUGUUAAUGUUAACCACUGGAAGGAGAUGGUGAGAAUCCAGCAAGUGUUGAUCGACCAUUGCAGAGCCUGCUACGAGACCAAGUUGUUAACGGAUCACGAAAAGCGUUCGAAGAACAAGAUGAACUUGACCCUUGUGUGCUUCACCUUUGAAAACACUGUUGGCCGCCUUACUAAUGUCGUCCGAUUUGUGCGGUCAAAAAAGGAAGUUUCCAGCAGUCGACAGCAGGACAGCCAAACCGAAUUUCUGAUGGAUCAACUGGAAACCCGCCAACUUCUCCUCAAGGCAUUGAUCCAACUAGGGCAGUCUGAUUCCUUUUACUGGGAUGAAGAAACUGUUAAUAGAUUUUUAAAAGACUUGUUGUUAUUUCCAGAACUCAAACCAUCGCCUUAUGAAUUAUGUAUCCUGUCAAAUAUGCUGGUGAGCGGACCUCGAAAGGCUGUCAUCGAACGAUGGAUAUCCCUGGAAAGCUGCUGGGAGCCGGAACGAAUUCGAGUUUUGGUCAAGUCGCUCCAGGACAAGAAUCUCAGCCUAAAUGACGCCCAGUUAUUGUUUUCCAUCGCCGGUUACGACAUUUUCAACGACGAAGAAAAAUCCUACAUUAAGUUGAUCGACGAUAAUGCGGCCGUGGAGAGUUUCCUGCUGGUCGACGACCAACAUCCGUCCUAUUUCUUGGGCGUGUUGCAGAAAUUGGCCAUCGAGCGCAUCCGAGCCGAGUUUGUGCGCUGUUUCGAGCCGUCCAUUACCGUCCAGGACAUGGAUCGUUAUUUGCCAAAGCCCAGCAAGGAUGGCGCUCUGUACCGCCAGGGAGCUUUAUUAGCAGACAAGCAGCACAUCACCCAACUUUGUCGAUCGUUUAAUCGGUUGAUCCGGACAAAGAAUGAACAAGGCGACGAACUGCGUGAUUGGCUCCAUUGGAUUCGUGACGUCGUCGUUCCUUCACUAAAAUCGUACAAAAUUGAACAAGGAUUGUCCGUCCAGCAGAUAACCAAAUUCUUCAAAGAUGUUGAAGAAUUUCCGCUCGACUUGUGUCGAUCCGUCACGACUAGAAGCCGACCUCACCAGUGGAUCGACAUGCUCGCCAUUUUCGCCAUUAAGGAAUUAUUCGAUCAACUUAUCGAGAAGUGUCGUGAGGACCGAAUAAAAAUGAAGAGUUCCGAUAUUGUCCAACAACUGGUUCAAUGGUGGACAUCGUCCGGAGCGCCAACGUCCUUUUUGCACAUUUUCCAUCACAAGAUCCGGAAGGAAAUGGCAGGCGACCCACACCAGUUGAUGACACUCGUUCAAGAGUUGACCAAAAAAUUGACGGCACUUAAACUUCAUUCUCUGCUACACGAAGACGUCAUAUUGGGCCGUUUCUCCACCGCUUCUUUGAACGAUUGGCCGUCAGUGAUACGCUACGUCCAGCUGGCCGUUGAUUGGACGCCCGACCUUGCUCUUCGCCUGAAGUCUGUAUUCGAUGACCAAUUUGGGCAGGAAAGAACCGACCAGUUUCUUCGUUUGGUCGUUCACCGCCACCCGGAACUAAACGAAAAGUCGGACGAUGAUAAAACUCAAUUAAGAAACAUCCUGAAUACUUUGCUUCGAUACCCCUGGAUGAAAGAUCGAUGGAUUGACUUGAUCGACAAAAGUUUGCAACAAAAUUCGGUGAUUGUGGAACAAUCGAUUUGGAAUUCACUGUCCGAUUCAGAGAUGAUCAAAACAGAAAUGAGUAAAUCGAGUCGAGUCGAUUUGAGUGUCGAUGACAUUUUGACCAUCAUGAGCCAAGAUCCUGAGUCGAGCAAAGUCAUCGGCAAUAGCAGCGAAAUGGCCCAACGGAUCACACUCAUCCGCCAAGAAGCCAAGAAUGUCAACGUUAGACAAUGGCCUGAGCAAAUCAAGAAGAGCGACAAGACAUUGAAAGUGGACGAAUUUCUGGCCGUCGCUUGUCGAGUCGUUUACGAUAAAAAGGGCUACGUGCCCAGGGACGUUCAACUUAUUGCAGUCGUCGCUUUCGUUUCUUCCGAUGACCCGCAAGCCGGACGGAUGCCACGACGGAUGGGACAAAUUUCGACCGGCGAAGGCAAAACGCUCAUCUCUGCCCUGGUGGCCAUUUACCACGUUCUGCGCCACUGGGAAGAGGAUCGGCACGUCAACAUCAUCACGAGUUCUCCCGUGCUGGCCGAAGCCAACAUUGCCGAAAUCGGAUGGCUCUUCCAAGCGUUUGGCGUGAGCGUGAGCAACAAUUGCGACCAGAAAUGUUCCAACGACGACGAUAUCAGGCGUGAGCGGUACAACAACGACGUCAUCUACGGCGACCUGGGCAGUUUCAUGCGUGACAUUCUCCUCACGCGCUUCUUCGAGGACAAGGACGUGACCCGCAAUCGCAACCCAGGAGCCAUUAUCGUCGACGAGGUGGACUCGUUGACUCUCGACAAAGGUGAAAAUGUCCUGUACUUGUCGCACAACAUUCCCGAAAUGUACGAUCUUAUGGGUCUUUUUGUCCACAUUUGGACGACAGUCAACGCUCCAGACGUCGUCCGUUUGGCCGAAUCGAGUGACAUUGUCGAUGAAAUUCGCCAGUUGAUUGAGCCGAUGAUUCCAACUUGCGUUCCCAAUGGAAUGAAGAAAUUCGCCGAGCAGCACCUGUCUACGUGGAUCAGGAGCGCCUUCCGGGCUUGUUAUUUGCUCCAACCCAACGACGCUUACAAGGUGGACGAUUGUGGUGAUGGCCAAGGCCGGCGGAUCGUCAUCAUGGACAAGGAGACGGGAGUGGAGCAAACGCAAAGUGAGUGGUCGGACGGAUUGCAGCAGUUCUUGCAGUUGAAACACGGCAUGAAAUGGACGCCCAUCUCGUUGAAGGCCAUUUUCAUGUCCAACAUUGGCUACUUUAGCGAAUUUGAGGGCCGCAUGUACGGACUGACGGGCACACUCGGUUCCACGGCCGAGUGCGACCUGCUGCGCCAAGUGUUUGGCGUAAAUUUUUUCCGUUUGCCGCGAUUCCGGCAGCGCUUUUGCAUCCAGCACGAGCCGGUAAUCGCCAACAGUCGCCAAGCUUGGGUGGAUCAAAUGCAGAAAGUGGUUGUAAGCAUCGCUUCGACGACGUCCAAUCCAAAUCAACAGCGGGCCGUGCUCGUCGUUUGCGAGAACAUUGAAUCGGCCGAAUUGAUUUACGAACGCCUUAAAACGACUAUAACAAGCGCCCAAAUUCAAGUCAUCAAGUACGUCAGCUCAUUCGACGAGUCCUUCAAAAAUCACCAAGAAAUUCUUCCCGGUCAGGUGAUUAUCGCCACCAAUUUGGCUGGUCGGGGAACGGAUUUGAAACCAAGCCAAAGUCUCGUGGACAACGGCGGUCUGCAUCUGAUAAUCGGAUUUGUUCCACCCAAUGCCCGCGUCGAAGCCCAAGCCGAAGGACGAACAGCCCGUGCUGGCCAACCCGGAAGUUUCCAGUUGGUCAUCGAAUCGGUGAAGGAUGAGAAUCAUGGCGACCCUUACGGCCGGAUGCUUGAGUUGAAAUCAAAGCGCGACGACUACGAACGGCUCCGAUUGGACAACAUCCGACAAGAAUCUCUGCCAAAGAUCCAACUGGAAGAGAAACUCUUCCACGAAUUCUACAAGAAAUGCGUCGCUCCAUUGGGAGAGACCAAGUCGCACUUGCAUCUACAACAACAGCAUAGAAAGAUAAAGAGGAGUUGUUUGAACAAUCGCUGGGCGUUGUGGCUCGACGAAAAUUCCGGCCUCAUCGAGAAGGCCCAUCACGAUCCGAAGGUUAUGGCUAAACUAAAAGGCAAUUUCAAGCUUCUAACCAAUUCGGUCCAAUCGUCGGACGUCGAGUCCAUCGUGUCCAGUCCGAGCGAAUUGAUGAUGUUCGCCCGUCACAACGAGGAAUCAUCGCUCCCGGACAAAGCGGUCGAGUGUUACUGUAGAGUGGCGAGUAUGGAACCCAAUUGGUGCGAAAACGCCCUGCUUGAUCGCGCCCGCCUCGUCCUGGCCGACAGCGCCAAUUUCAAAAAGAAAAAAGAGGCAAAAGGCUAUUGUAAAAGAGCGCGCCAACUGAUUGACGAUCGAGUCCAAGUGCUCGCCAGUCUCCACCAACAAGUCGAUCAAUGUUUGAACAGACAAAUGGAACGCGGAUCGGCCCUCUGUCACAAGCGGUUCGAGGAACAAAUCAACAAUCAAAUCCGUUUGUGGCGGAUUCACUCGUCCAAAAUCGACAACCUGCUCGGCGUGCCAUUGAAAAGGGCCUUGGCUAACUUCUUACCCACCGAGAACAACCAACACAUCGAUCAAGUCAUCGAAUUACUCGGACAAUGCGAUUUUAUGAAGCCACUUCGCUAUUCAAAAAAAGCUGAGAAAAGUUCAUUCGAUUGGCCGCCGUUUGUCGCCCACUGCCGUGAGCCUCUGUCGGAUCUUGUGAAAAAGAGAAAUUGCAAAUUGUCGGAUUUCGAGGACGCGAUCGGCCAAGCGGAAACAAAACUUUGGACGAGUUUAAUCUCCGUUUACAUCGACGAUGGUAAAUUGGCUGGUGGCGGUAAAAUGAUUCAGGCUCACCAGGACGUCGAAGAAAUACCCGACGUUAUUAUACCCAAAAGUUACCGGCGUAUUUUGCCCGGUUGGUUGAAAUUUCACGACGGCCAAGAUUUUUCACUCAUUUCCUCCACACUCGGUAUCGACGACGACGACCAAUUGAAGAAGCUGGAAAAUUGGUUGGAAGAUAAAAAAGUGUUGCAAGAGGCGGACAAAUGCUUUCGUCAUCGACUUCUAAAACAGAUUCCAUCGAUGGACCAAGAUCCUGACGCCCAACUGGUAGAAGGUGUGGCCAUCUCGUCUUGCGCCGAUGUUGUGGCCGCUUGGUUCUCUUCUCCCAUCGUCGAAAAAGACGGAAAUCUGUACGUUCUUCGGCCACUUUUUGAUGAGCGCAAAAAGCAAUUGGCCAAACAGUUUCUCGAUUACCUCAUCGACGUGGGCGUGGUCAAAGAUCCUGCCAUUCGAUUUCCGUCAGCCGGAACUGAGCGAUCCAGAGAACAAAUAAAAGAAGAUUUGGAUAAGAUAAAAAGUGGUAUCGAUUCUCUCUACGGAUUGAACCAGCUCACUAAGCUCUUUUACGACACAGAUGAAAAAGUGAAAGAGAAGAAAGAAGACGUAAAGGCGAUAAGCACUUUGGAACAAAGCAUUAAGGGAUUGAUCCCACCGAUCGUGACACCCCUUGUUGUUUCUGUUGCUAAUCAGGCUUCGACUCUUUCAAGCGGUUUCAAUAGCAAUACCAGACAAAGUAAAAAAGCUAAUGCUUUGAACGAGAUGGAGGAAAAACUGUCGACAGAGCUCAUGCAAGCCAUCGACAUUCACCUCGGCCAGUUGAAAACAUUGGCCCAAGUCAAGUCCUCGUUCUGUUCGCUGCACGCCGCCCUCCCGUCACCCGGCGACGACCCAUCGAGUCCCACCGACGAGGUUCACCAGUUCAACAAUCAGCACUUGGAUCGCGUUCUCAAGGUGGAUGAGCACGUGUCACGAUGGGAUUGGCGGGUAGGCGCCGUCGCCCUCAUUGGAGUCGCCCAAUUGUACGGCGCUAUAGAUUUUCCUUUCUACCGUGAGGGCCUCGUUGACGAGGGCAUCAACGACUUGAUGUUUGCCUUCCAGUGUCUCCAGUCACCGGGAUCCUUCUCUUUGAAAUCCUACCUCGUGGACAAGGGCAAAAGUUUGGCGCUGACUGCCGUCACGAUGGGAUUAGGAGCAGCCCGGCUUGUCAAGGCGUGCGGCGGCAAUUUAAAACAAGCGAACAAAAUGAUAGUUCAAUUCGGUGUAACACUCAUUGAAUGGUUUGAGGCCCGCAGUUAUUUAAGGUUACAGUACUCCAACAUCAUUUCGUCGUCCAUCAUCGGCCUGGGUGUCAGUCGCUUCCUCACGUGGCUCAACAAGUUCAUCAUGGAACAGGUGCUGGAGCGCAUCAAAUCGUUCUUGUUAAACAACCCGAUAUUUCGGCCAGCUUUCGCUCAGCUCAAAGGUUCCAUGAAAUCCUUGAUGAUUGCCAUUGUCAAAAGCGGCAAGAGCGCAAGCGAAGCCAGCCAAAUGAUUCGACAAGUGCUGGAUCGAGCCAAGAAUCAACUGAACAACGGUGAUUGGUUCACUGAACUUUGCACGAACGUCUCAUCCGUCACCAGUCGCAUGAAGCGAAUCUUCAGCGAUUCGACGGCCGGCCUGUCCAACUUGCAGAGCAGCUACGUCAGCGAGUACCGGCCACACGCGUCAAUUGGAAACUCCCAGGUUGUUGAAAAGGUCAUCAAAGUGAGCCAGACUAUCAUCGAUUAUGGACAAAAGGCGAUCGAAGUGACUCAAAAAGUUGAAAAGUUCGCCACCACUUGCCAGACGGUCACGAAAUUGGCCACACAUGGAAUGACGUACGUCGGCGAUUUGAAUGCCGCCCUGCAGGAUGAACUGAGGGCAUUGAGGAUAAAAAGUCAGCAGGAACAGCAACGAUUGCUCACGACUGGCGAAAGUGGUGGCGGUCCAAUCGGCCUGGCUCCACCCCUUAAUACAACUCAAAGUCGAGAAAUUCGUUUCGAGUAUCGGCUCCAAACUCGUCCAAAAAUAUUCCACUUCCCUGUUACCAGAAGGAGCUAG
Molecule: messenger RNA, 12238 nt
Organism: Daphnia pulicaria
Lineage: Eukaryota; Metazoa; Arthropoda; Branchiopoda; Diplostraca; Daphniidae
Exons: 12
Coding region: 311-12238 (3975 amino acids)
Biological process (GO): protein targeting; protein import
Cellular component (GO): membrane
Molecular function (GO): ABC-type protein transporter activity; ATP binding
Source: RefSeq, a predicted model, not a curated record